UGUUUGUUGUCUCUCGAUCGAUCGUGCGACUGAGGACGAUGAUGCAAGCAGCUUCCAGGAGAUUAGUCCAACGGCCCCUCGCCGGAGAAACUUCCAUCUACUCAUCGUCUUCUCUCAGAUCUCUCUAUGGAGUCCCAGAUUACCGUGGCUAAGGAACAUGGUGGGAUAAUGAGAUUUAUUCAAGUUUCUUGUCUGGGAGCUUCUGUGUCAUCUCCUUCAAGAAUGCAGAGGGCUAAAGCUGCUGCUGAGGAAGCUGUCUUCAGCGCGCUGCCUGAGGCGACAGUCAUGAGACCUGCGACCAUGAUUGGCACAGAGGACAGAAUCCUGAACCCCUGGGCAAUGUUCGUUAAAAAAUAUGGUUUCCUCCCGCUCAUAGGUGGUGGUACCAACAAAUUCCAGCCCGUAUAUGUGGUUGAUGUUGCUGCUGCAAUCGUUGCAGCUCUGAAGGAUGAUGGCUCCAGCAUGGGGAAAACCUAUGAAUUAGGUGGUCCAGAUGUCUUUACCCCUCAUGAUUUGGCGGAGAUCAUGUUUGAUAUGAUUCGUGAAUGGCCUCGAUAUGUGAAGCUUCCAUUUCCAAUUGCUAAGGCAAUGGCGGGUCCUCGGGAUUUCAUGGUGAACAAGGUCCAGUACCCGCUACCAUCCCCACAGAUCUUCAAUCUGGAUCAAAUCAAUGCGCUUACAACCGAUACACUUGUAUCUGACAAGGCCUUGACUUUUCAGGAUUUGGACCUUGUCCCUCAUAAAUUGAAGGGAUAUCCAGUCGAGUUUCUUAUUCAAUAUCGCAAGGGUGGUCCUAAUUUCGGUUCUACUGUCAGUGAAAAGAUACCAACAGACUUCUACAAUUGAUGAUGCUUCUACUCAAAGGUCGUUUUCCUGGACUAAUUUUGAUUCAUGCAAGUCUCACAGUGAAAUGGCAGAAACUAGAUAUGGUAUUUUGAUGCCUUUCAUUUACUUCUGUCAAAUAAUAAAAGGGUUUCCUCUUCUCUUUGUUGUGUUCUGAAAGGAAGUAUAACCCUUCAACAUGAUUAUAAGUUGGAGAGGGGACGUUAUAUGUCUUGAAUGGGAGAUUUAUUCCCCUUAUGAUAAUGUAGUUUCUGGUUCGUUUGAAA
Molecule: messenger RNA, 1109 nt
Organism: Brassica napus (rape)
Lineage: Eukaryota; Viridiplantae; Streptophyta; Magnoliopsida; Brassicales; Brassicaceae
Product: NADH dehydrogenase [ubiquinone] 1 alpha subcomplex subunit 9, mitochondrial-like
Exons: 7
Coding region: 127-846 (239 amino acids)
Cellular component (GO): mitochondrion
Molecular function (GO): protein-containing complex binding
Source: RefSeq, a predicted model, not a curated record